Molecule: messenger RNA, 2422 nt
Organism: Euleptes europaea (tarantolino)
Lineage: Eukaryota; Metazoa; Chordata; Lepidosauria; Squamata; Sphaerodactylidae
Gene: ANKEF1
Product: ankyrin repeat and EF-hand domain containing 1
Exons: 9
Coding region: 35-2422 (795 amino acids)
Molecular function (GO): protein binding
Source: RefSeq, a predicted model, not a curated record
UCUAUGGGAGGAGCCUUUCUCCAGUUGAUUGAGGAUGGCGUUGGCUGAUAAAAGGCUUGAAAACCUACAGAUCUACAAAGUCCUCCAGUGUGUCCGUCAGAAGGACAAGAAACAGAUCGAAAAGCUCACCAAACUCGGGUACCCCGAGCUCAUAAACUUCACCGAGCCCGUCAAUGGGGACAGCGCCCUUCACUUGGCGUGUGUCGCCAACGACAUUGACAUGUGCCACUUCCUCCUGGACCUCGGAGCUCAUCCGGACGUCCAGGAUCGGAUGGGGCGCACGCCGGCUAUGAAAGCAGCCGAACUCGGCCAUGACUUAGCCCUGGAUGUUCUGGUGCAGGCGGAGGCAGACAUGACCAUCGUCGACGAGGAAGGAAAAGGUAUUCUUUUCUAUUGCAUUUUGCCUACCAAGCGGCACUUCCGCUGCGUUCAGAUGGUCCUGGAGUAUGGGGCAGAUGUGAAUAACGUGACGUUCGACGGGAAGCCGGUGUUCUUACAAGCCUGUGAGCAAGCGCAUGAGAUGAAAGAAACAUGCAUGAUUUUCUUGGAAAGAGGAGCAGACCCCAAUGCUGUGAACCUGGCGACAGGCCGCACCGCCCUGAUGGAAGCGUCGAGAGAAGGCGUGGUGGAAGUCGUCCGCGGCAUCCUUGAGAGAGGCGGGGAUGUUAAUAUUUUUGACAAUGAAAGACACCACGCUGCGCAUUUUGCAGCCCAAGGAGGUUAUUUUGAGAUCCUGAAGAUGAUUUCUGCUUAUGACGGAGACGUCGGCCUCAUCGCCAUGAAUGGAAACACCCCCCUUCACUACGCGGCUGCAGGAGGAUACACGGAGUGCUGCAAAUUUAUAGGGCAAAGAGGCACUGAUCCAACAUGGAGGAAUCUGGAAAAAAAGACGCCCAGAGCCGUUGCUAAAGAUGCUGGAUUUAAAGCAGCAGCCAAGGAGAUCCGCAAAAUCGAGCGGCGUUUUGCCAAAUACCACAAGCCAAAACCGGGGGUCAAGAACCCCAACCCCCCCUGGGCUGUCCGGCUGCACGACUGGUCUGUGGAACACCAGGCGAGCCUUCGGGAGGCAUUCGAGGCGGCAGAUCGAGGCGAUGGGACCGUCUCCAAAGACGAUUUCAUCACCAUCAUUGAGGAGAGGUGCCCCUUUGUGGACACGGACCAGCUCCCCACCAUCGCUCAGGCUCACGAGAAGACCCGCGCCGGGGGAGUGAACAUCGAGGAGUUUCUGAGGGGCAACCGGUACUUACAGAAACCUUUCCUCUUGUCAUCUUACGGCCCCAAGAAGAAGAAAGGCAAGAAGGCUAAAGGCAAGAAGGGCAAGUUUGCCAUCCCCUUACCGAUCUGUGUCAUCCCAGAGGGGACGUGGCCACGGCGCCCCGAUGGCGGGCCCCCCAAUUAUAUGAUCCAGACCUAUCAGAACGUCACCGACUGCACCCGGUUCAAUCGAGACCACCCGCCCGAGCAUCCCAUCCAGGACGACUCCUGGUGGUACGUCGACGACCCGAUGAAAAACUUUUCCAAUGUCAAUUACCUCACGAAGGCUGGAGACCUUUCAUCCCUAAAGAAAGCCUUUGAGUCGGGGGUACCGGUGGAUGUGAGAGACCACUUCUACAAAACGCCGUUGAUGGCGGCCUGCGUGAGCGGGAACAUGGAAGCGGUGAAAUUCCUCUUAGAAAAAGGGGCUAGCGUGAACGCGAUGGACAAUUUCAUGUGGACCCCUCUCCACCACGCCUGCCACGCCGGACAGCAGGAUAUCGCGGAAGUCCUCGUGAAUGCUGGAGCAAAUAUGGAUGCCAUCACAAUCAACGACGGCACCCCUCUGAUGAGAGGCAUCGAGAGCUCCCGACUGGACACAGUGCAAUAUUUAAUCAACAGCGGUGCUAAAGUCCAGCUGGCAAACAGGAGGGGUCAAAAUGCUCUGGAUAUCUCCAGGGCCUAUGCCGACAACCGUUUAAUCCACUUUGUGCAAGACACGUUGGAUCGUUUGCCUGUGCCGCCUGAAAACAAAGCGGAUAAACAGAAAGGGAAGAAAGGCGCCAAGCCUAAAGCGCCAGCCCCACCGCCUCCGAAGCCCAAGCCUCAGGAAUCCCCUGCGAAGGAGCCAGGGAAAGAAGAGGCUUCGCCACAGCCAGAACCUGUCCUGGAGAAAUCCAUCUUUGAAGAGAAGAAAGAAUCUCACAGGGAUAACGUCGUCCAUCUGAAUUCGUUAAUAACUAGAGGAGCCACCAAAAAAGUCGAUAUCACUUACACACCAAAGAGAAUAUGGAGUCCAGAAUCGACAACCAAAGACCUCCUAAAGAAGAGGGAGCUGCGUCGCCAGCGGUUUACUUACGAGGUGGACUUUGAGGACUUCAUGAUGCCCUUCCAGAAUAAUUUCAUGCAGAAAGCCCGCAAAUUAAACCAGGCUUUGGCUUUGCGCUGA